Messenger RNA from Colletotrichum siamense, 1485 nucleotides. RefSeq lists its product as uncharacterized. The transcript has a single exon. The record is from RefSeq and is a predicted model, not a curated record. Bases 1 to 1485 code for a protein of 494 amino acids. NCBI's taxonomy places the organism in Eukaryota, Fungi, Ascomycota, Sordariomycetes, Glomerellales, Glomerellaceae.
AUGAUCAUGGAAACUGAGUUUGACGCCUUUGAAAUCGACGACUUUGGCCCUUCGGUCCGGGUCCAGGUGCCAAGCACCAACGAGGGUCUCAGCCAAUUCAACCAGGCCUUUUUGGACCCGCAGCAACGCGCAUACGUCCAGCACAUCAACUUCCACGUCGUCCUCCCAGCCAUCAGUAAUAAGCGUCUGAAGAAGUUGCAGAGCUCAAAAGAAGCCGCGGAAAACGACACUCAUUUCACGAAAGCUGUCACGAAAUUCCUCGGUCGGCUGGCGAAAUGGGAGCGCCGCCGGUAUGGCCCGGGGAUCACGCUGAAGAUGAUCGUCGCGUCGCCGACGGACUGGCUAGUGGAGGAGAUGGAAGAGGACGGGGAGCUGUUUAAUACGCACAAUCACCGAGUCGCUCCAAUAUGGCAGGUGCGCGAUCACUUUCGGUACAUCCGGUUCGACGAGAGCGUGCUACCGCCGCCCGGGACUGGAUCAUCGCGACUGCCGCAGGUCGCGUGCGUCUCGGACUUUGAGUUCGACGGGGGCCCGGGUGGUCGCAAUCUGCAUCCCGACGUGAUUUCGGCCAUCUCGAGCGCCUUGACGUCGGCGAGGAAGAUGGAGUGGAGGUUGAGGCUGCCGACGCGCCGUCUCAUGUCUGCCCGGCGGGAAAUCCGGUCCGCUCUUGGGAAUGCACUGUUGAACACGGCGUUUCCGAGUCUUGUUGAGUUCAAAGUCAAGCUGGAGGAUGCGGAUCCCCAUGAUGAGACGUUUGAACCUGGCAAUCUGUUAGACAACGGCGAGCCGGAGGACAGAUUAAGUCUCGGUGUGCGGCGACUCUGCCAGCUUCCCACGCUUCGGAGAUUACAUCUAGAGUCGCUGUGGAUUUUAUCGCCAGUCGCCUUGGGCUCGCGACCGAAUCCAGAAGACAUGCUGUCCUCAUCUCUGGAAUACCUCUACGUGGACUGCGCUGUUACGACCCCGGAUGGAAGAUACUUACUGACCGGGAACCCUGAAAAAGCCAUGAUGGACGACGGAGGCUACGCGACAACCUCUGACGCAUCUCUAGCGACAUUCGACUCAGAUGAUUCGGACGCCUCAGACUUCCAACCGGACUUUGAGUGGGCCAAGCAGGCCGGCGAAUUCCCCGGGCGCUGGUUCCGACUGACCCCCGACCCAGCCACCUUCACACCCCUGGCUGUCUCUUUCGCCGAAACUGUUGCCAAGAUGCCAUCGCUGCGGCGAAUGGAUGUGCAUUUUGGGGGAACGGCGGCGAAUACCCGAGCACCCCUGGAAAUGUCUUACUUUGCGCCUGGGGAAGCAAAUCGUGGGGCAAGCCAGCUCAACGGCCGGAAGAAGUUUGACGAGGAACACGUCGAUCGGCCGCGUUGGUUUCUCCUUGGGGGCCGGAAGUUUGAUAAGCACUGGGUGGUACCGAAGGAGCUGGAGGACGCAUUUAAAGGACGGUCAGAGACUGGCUGCUUUCAUCUUACUACCAACUGA